Messenger RNA from Micropterus dolomieu (smallmouth bass), 2486 nucleotides. RefSeq lists its product as uncharacterized. The coding region runs from base 1 to 2250 and encodes 749 amino acids. NCBI's taxonomy places the organism in Eukaryota, Metazoa, Chordata, Actinopteri, Centrarchiformes, Centrarchidae. The record is from RefSeq and is a predicted model, not a curated record. The transcript has 10 exons.
AUGCGUCCCUCCUCGCGCCAGCGGGUAGCCGCCUGGCUGCUCGCGCUGCCGUUGGGUACAGGUGGAGAGGAAUGCGCGCGCCGCGGCCGCCUGGAGAUGAUCUCGUUUUGGCUGCUGUGCUGGAAGCUGUUGAGAGCCACAGCCGGGCUAAGGCGGACUACAGCUGAGCUAACAGACGACGAUAGCUCGGGAAACAAUAACCCCGUCAACAACUCCCCCACAACAGAUCCAGUUACCAUGGAGAUCAGUUCAUCGCCACCGCUAACAGAUGCAGAAAGAGAAAACUCAGUUCUUUGCUGCCGCAGCCGGGACACUGAGGAACUCCAUUACCCAGGGGUCCACGGGGUGCAGCAGCCAAUCAGGGAUGAGCAGGAGGAAGAACCGGUUGCAGAGGGAGAAAAUGGGAAAAAACACGAAGAUGAGUGCGACUAUCUUGUUUUUGAGAUAGGAGAGCCGAAGGGAGGGGAGGAAGGAGAGCCCCUGAUCUCCGCCUCAGACGCCUCAGAGCAGCCUGCAGCGGCCAUGUUGCAAGACGCCUGGGGUCACGACCUCUGCAACAGAGACGACCUCAGUGACUGCCUUCAAGCCGAGCUGGCUAUCGUGUACUCGGACAGCGACGCAGGGGAGGACCAAUGGGCGUCCUUUGCGGCCUGUGAUGUCAACGGCCAGGAAGAAGCAGGCGGAGGGAGUCACGAUAGCGUUCCUGUAGAUUUCCAUGUCCACCAGGAGACCCUCAGUGAAAAUGUCUCCACUGAGCAUGUGGACUUUCUGUUGGCCCGCCAGCAGUGGAGGAAGAUGGAGGAAGAAGUCAAAGGUCAGCCAAUUCCCAAACCAGGGCUCAGAGCCCAGGGGAGCUUCCAGGGCACCCACACUUCCCUGUACCCCCCCACUCGCAGCCCUCGGCUCAAACACAGGGAGAUCCAUCCACCAGCAGCCAGGGAGCCCACACUGUCCUCCACCCUGUCCCCCACUUCAGAGGACUCAGGCCUGGAUGACUCGUUGUACCGCAGCCCCCUGGAGGAGACAGAGACCGCGGUGGAGAGAGAGAUCCGACUGACUCUGGAGAGAGAGGAAAGGCACCGCAGGGAGAGGGGGAUGAUUUCACAGGGCCUGACUAUACCCAGACCAUCCACUCUGCAGACAGGACGAUCUCCACCCAGACCUCCAGCUUGCCGCACCCCUACCUUGUCCAUCUCCCCAUCUCCUUCCUGCUCCUCUUCCCUUCCCCGGUCUCUCUACCAUGAAAUGACAGCCAAUAAUGUCAUAAUCCUGGAGCCCGACUGCUCCAGUUCCUCCUCCAGGAACCGCCUACUCUCCUCUGCCAUCGGGGGCCUCUCCGAUUGGCCAACAAGCCUGGAUACGGUGCCUUCUGCCAAUGUCAUCGUCGUGGAAACCUCCAAUCUGAUCAUCCGCAGCGCGUCUGAGUUCUGCCUAAGCUCAGCGCCGGCGUCAAUGGAAACGCAGGAGAGCACUUUCUCGUCCAAUCCGUUUUUCAAGCUGCGCUCCCUCAGCAGCCAGUCACUGGUGGAGCAAGAGAUCCGCAUGGUGAGGCAGAGGGAGGAGGAACCAUCCACUCUGCAGACAGGACGAUCUCCACCCAGACCUCCAGCUUGCCGCACCCCUACCUUGUCCAUCUCCCCAUCUCCUUCCUGCUCCUCUUCCCUUCCCCGGUCUCUCUACCAUGAAAUGACAGCCAAUAAUGUCAUAAUCCUGGAGCCCGACUGCUCCAGUUCCUCCUCCAGGAACCGCCUACUCUCCUCUGCCAUCGGGGGCCUCUCCGAUUGGCCAACAAGCCUGGAUACGGUGCCUUCUGCCAAUGUCAUCGUCGUGGAAACCUCCAAUCUGAUCAUCCGCAGCGCGUCUGAGUUCUGCCUAAGCUCAGCGCCGGCGUCAAUGGAAACGCAGGAGAGCACUUUCUCGUCCAAUCCGUUUUUCAAGCUGCGCUCCCUCAGCAGCCAGUCACUGGUGGAGCAAGAGAUCCGCAUGGUGAGGCAGAGGGAGGAGGAGUGGAGGAGGCAGAGGGAUGAGAUGUGGAGGAAGAGGAGGGAGGAGGAGUGGAGGAGAGGGAGAGAGAGGUACGAUACUGUGCUGGUGUCUCCGGGCCUGAACGAUAACAUCAGUUACAACGUGCCAGAGGUUCCAGACAGAUGUGUCUCCUCUCCUUCGUCCCCCUCCAGGACCCGCAAAAUGGAACGAUCCAGUUUGUCUUGUGACCACAAGGCAACUCGGAAAUUUCCAUCCUCCAACUAGAAAGGGACGCCACUUAAACUCAGAGUUCCUACUUGUGAACUUGUGAGAAAAGAUACGUACCCGCGAGAAGCAGCUGAACGACGUCACACAACAAUGGCAAGUCCCAUGGAAGCACACACUUGUGGAUCCUGGACACCCUCUCUGGACAAACAUAUUGUAUGAUUCCCCCUCUCUGCCCAGCCUGGUUCUCUCCCAAACCCCUCCUUGGACUUGCCCCCCUGAAACCCCGGACUCUG